AUGAGCAAAUCUAUACCAAAGCCUGCUACUCACAACUACAGUAAUACCAACGAAGCCCAAGGAGGUUAUGCCAUCCUUAAAAAACACCUCGCUCAAAUCAAAGACUACUGCCGAACGCUACGUAAACCACUACUCAUUUUUACUGAUAACUCACUACUCAAUACAGCACUCAACAAGCCAGAACCAGACGACAAAGGAGAUGUAUACUACUUUGCAAACAAAAUACUAAGGCUACUGAAAACGGUUGACAACAAAGUCACCUACUACCACAUUCACGGAAAGUUCAACCCUGCCGAUGCACCGAGCAGACAACUUAGAACCAAAUCAAAAAUAGAGCAGAAGACACACACCGCAGAAAAUCGAUUGUGGGCCAACGACCGAUUCUAUCGCACACAAGAACCAAACCGCCCACCUACGGCUAAUUAUAUAUCUCGCCCACAAUUGCUGACUGAAGAUUUAAUUAAUACCCGCAAGAGACCUCCGGACCACGAUUUAAUAAUCACCGGGAGACGCCGUCUCCAACACGAAAUAGUUAACAUCUAA
This is a messenger RNA of Gregarina niphandrodes, 543 nucleotides long. RefSeq lists its product as hypothetical. The transcript has a single exon. Lineage: Eukaryota; Apicomplexa; Conoidasida; Eugregarinorida; Gregarinidae. Bases 1 to 543 code for a protein of 180 amino acids. The record is from RefSeq and is a predicted model, not a curated record.